GUUCCACUCUUCUUUCCCCCUAGAGAAACUUCCACAAGUGGAGUUGAAACAAGUUUUACCACGAAGGUAGAAGACUUGGAAAAUGAAAUCCCCACAUAUGUGGAGGAUGAAGAGUGCUAUGAGGAUAUUCAAGAUGUGUAUGAUCAAUUGUAUUUGCAAUACCAAAAGCAACAAGAAAAGGUGCUCUCCUUGAGUGGUCGAGUAAACUCAAUUGAGGAGGAGACAAGAGCCCUUCAUCUGGACUUAGUGAAGUCCAAGGCCCUAAUUUUUGUGGCCUAG
Ilex paraguariensis (yerba mate) is the source of this 279-nucleotide messenger RNA. The record is from the annotation of a GenBank genome assembly. Lineage: Eukaryota; Viridiplantae; Streptophyta; Magnoliopsida; Aquifoliales; Aquifoliaceae.